ACGAGCCGUGCACCAUGUCCCCUCCUGCAUCGGCUGCGACAGCGAGUGAAAGCAGCACGACCACCGUCUUCGAGGAGGACACCAGAGAAGAGCAAAGGCCACUGAAGCAAUCUUUGAGCAAGUCACUAUGCCGCGAGAGCUUCUGGAAAUGCCUGCUGCUGUCUGUCCUCAUGUACGGCUGCAUGGGAGCCAUGGUUUGGUGUCAUGUCACCAAGGUGACCCGCCUCACCUUUGACAGUGCCUUCAAAGGGAAAUCUAUGAUGUACCAUGACAGCCCCUGCUCUGAUGGCUACAUUUACAUUCCCCUGGCUCUCCUGGGCAUGCUCUAUUUGGUCUACCUUGUGGAGUGCUGGCACUGCCAUGUCAAGAAUGAGCUGCAGCAUAAAGUAGAUGUAGAGGGGAUCUAUGAGCGCAUUCAAAGGAUGCAGCAAGCUAAACCCUGCAUCUGGUGGAAGGCCAUCAGCUAUCAUUAUGUUCGCCGGACUCGACAGGUCACACGUUAUCGCAACGGAGAUGCUUACACAAGUACCCAGGUUUACCAUGAACGCGUCAACACCCACGUGGCAGAAGCUGAAUUUGACUACAGUCACUGUGGCGUGAAGGAUGUCUCAAAACAGUUGCUUGGCCUGGAGAAAUCAGCUCUCACAAAGUUGCGAUUCACCAAGUGCUUCAGCUUUGCCAAUGUAGAGUCUGAGAAUUCCUACCUCACCCAGCGGGCAAGGUUUUUCACUGACAAUGAAGGCCUUGAUGACUAUAUGGAAGCCCGGGAGGGCAUGCACCUGAAAAACAUUGACCUGAAGGAGUAUGUCAUGGUGCUAUCUGACCCGGAGCACCAUCCCUGGUAUCUGUCCCACUACGUCUUUUGGCUCGCCUCGUUCCUCACUUUCUCCUGGCCUCUGAGAGUCUUCACAGAGUACCGUACUGCAUAUGUCCACUUUCGUGUUGAGAAGCUAUUCGGGCAUGAUUACCUCCCAGUGACCCCUUGUGAUGACCGGCCAUAUUGCCGUCGUAUCCCUCGUGUCAACACCAUUGACAGCACAGAGCUGGAGUGGCAUAUUCGGUCCAACCAGCAGCUGGUGCCAAGCUACUCAGAGGCUGGCCUCAUGGACCUGGCCCAGUGCCCAACGAGCUUCAGCGGCCUCCGUCAGAACUGUGAGCGUUGCCACAGAGCCAUCAGCUGCUCGUCAGUCUUCUCCAGGAGCGCCCUCAGCAUCUGUACCGGUGCCAGCUCCCGCAUUCCCUUCAGCGGCAGCCGCUUCUCCCUGGCACGGCGAUACGGCUCCCAGCGCAGCUGCUUCUGGAGGAGUGGCAGCCUGGAUGACCAGGAGAGUCCCAGCGAAAACACCCGCUGUUUGUCAGAGCGCCUCACCACAGAUGACGAGGACCCCCCAGACUACCAGGACGCCCUUUGCUUCCCAGUGCUCAUUGUCCACUGCAGUGAAAACUGCCACAACCACAGGUCCUUCCACAGAAAUGGCUCCUGUGUGGAGACUUCCCUAUGACUAUGCAGUCACUGACAAAAAUGCAGUGGCAUUUCUGUAGCAUACAAAGACACUGGACAUGAGAUGCCAAGUGUGCGAGCAAUGUUUCAUGAGAGAUACAGGCUACAUGUGUACAACACACGUGCUGCAUUGUGAUUCUGCUCUUUUAAUACCCAAGAAUCGCCAAAGCAAUAACAGAGUGAUCUAUCAGUGGAGAGCAUAGUGACUGUGGGCUGUCAACCUGUUAGGGUACACUAAUGUGAAAAUAUGUAUGUGCUCGGCGCGCAAUGAAAACUAUGUAGACAAAGGCUGUUAUACAUUGCCAUAGCUUUGAAGGUCUCAUAUGUGCAUCUAAAACUGAAACUGAAGCUGCGAUUACCUCAAAAGAUCUUUUCAAAGGGCCACGGAGGAGAUGCACCGGUGUAAAUGUACAUGAAAUAUCUCACUCAUACACUAGAAUCUAUAACUCAAAAACAAAAAC
This is a messenger RNA of Myripristis murdjan (pinecone soldierfish), 1962 nucleotides long. RefSeq names its product transmembrane protein 151B-like. Lineage: Eukaryota; Metazoa; Chordata; Actinopteri; Holocentriformes; Holocentridae. The transcript has 2 exons. The coding region runs from base 15 to 1502 and encodes 495 amino acids. The record is from RefSeq and is a predicted model, not a curated record.